AUGGCGACACCAACCUUCAACGCUCUUCCCUCCUCCCUACGACUCGAAUUGCCAUUUCUUCUUCCAUCGAAGCUCAACCAAGCGCGUUUCCCCUUGCUUUCGCUUCCAAACCCUGCGCUCCAUCCUGUCAUCUGCAGAGCCUCAGAGUCUCCCACCGUUCCGCCUAAGAAGCGUUCUUCUAACAACAGAAACUCGAAAAACAACAACAAAAAGAAAAAGAAUAGUAAGAGCAAAGCUGUAACUGCUGAUUCCAACUCCGUUUACAAUCUUUCUCCGCUGCCUCCUCUUCCGACGUCACUUCCCAAACCACCAGCGGGAUUCGUCGUCGAUGAACGCGGCAAAGUUCUCACCGCUUCGAGAGACCGACUCGCCACUCUAGUUGAUCCGGCUAAUAACCUUCCCUUAGAGUGUGUUGUAAGGAGAGAGUUCACGAGUUCUCAAGGAGAUGACUGUUUGUUGCUCUGCCCUGUUGAUAUGCCUGUCCAAAUAGUGAAGAACACAACUGAUGGAUGGUCGGAUGUAAGUUUCCAUUCUGCAUUCCAUGUCAGUGAUGAGGAACUUGAAUCUAUUCUGCCAUCUGCUGCUUAUGCACUUGCCAAGAUACACUUGUAUCUGGUUAAUAGUGGAUACUGUUAUACAGCCCGAGGUGGUUUUUGUUAUUCAGAGGAGGACAUAUUUGAAUUUCAUGCAGUAAAUGAUGAUGUUCCCAUUUUGCAGAUGGUAAAGGAGACAGCUUGCCAACCGAAGGUGUAG
Molecule: messenger RNA, 753 nt
Organism: Sphenostylis stenocarpa
Lineage: Eukaryota; Viridiplantae; Streptophyta; Magnoliopsida; Fabales; Fabaceae
Source: the annotation of a GenBank genome assembly